CUCCCGGCCGCGGGAGGCGCUGGGAUCGCGAGCACCGGCUGAGGCAGCGGCGGCGGCUGGCUGCUUCGCCUGCACCCCCCGGGCGCGGUCCCCGGUCCCCAGCGCGUCAGGUCUGACGGCUGGGAGUAAGCUGGAGGAAAGAUGCCCUCUGAUUCUUUCUGUCUGGCUGCCCAGGCUCGACUUGACUCCAAAUGGUUGAAGACAGAUAUACAGCUUGCAUUCACAAGAGAUGGACUCUGUGGUCUGUGGAAUGAAAUGGUUAAAGAUGGAGAAAUUAUAUAUACUGGAACAGAAUUAACACAGAACGGAGAGCUCCCUCCUAGAAAAGAUGAUGGUGUUGAUGGUCAAAGUGGAACAAAAAAAGAAGAUCUGAAUGACAAAGAGAAAAAGGAUGAAGAAGAAACUCCUGUGCCUACAUGUAGGGCCAAAUCAAUCUUGGAGAGCUGGGUAUGGGGCAAGCAACCAGAUGUGAAUGAACUGAAGGAAUGUCUUUCUGUGCUGGUUAAAGAACAGCAAACUCUGGCCAUCCAGUCAGCCACAACCACUCUUUCAGCCACGAGACUCAAGCAGAGGCUGAUUAUUUUGGAACGAUACUUCAUUGCCUUGAAUAGAACUGUUUUUCAGGAGAAUGUCAAGGUUAAGUGGAAAAGCAGCAGUAUUUCUCUACCUCCUGUGGACAAAAAAAGUUCCCGACCUACCGGCAAAGGGGUUGAAGGACUUGCAAGAGUUGGAUCCCGAGCAGCUCUUUCUUUUGCCUUCGCGUUCUUACGCAGGGCCUGGAGGUCAGGUGAGGAUGCGGACCUCUGCAGUGAGCUGUUGCAGGAGUCCCUGGAUGCCCUGAGAGCUCUUCCUGAGGCGUCUCUCUUCGAUGAGGGCACAGUGUCCUCUGUGUGGCUGGAGGUCGUUGAACGAGCAACGAGGUUCCUCAGGUCAGUUGUGACAGGAGAUGUUCACGGAGCACCUGGCAUCAAAGGACCGGGAAGCAUCCCCCUGCAGGACCAGCACUUAGCCCUGGCCAUCUUGUUAGAGCUGGCUGUGCAGAGAGGCACGCUGAGCCAAAUGCUGUCUGCCAUCAUGUUGUUGCUACAAUUGUGGGACAGUGGGACACAGGAGACAGACAAUGAACGCUCAGCACAGGGAACCAGCGCCCCCCUCCUCCCAUUGCUGCAGAGGUUCCAGAGCAUUGUCUGCUGUAAAGACACACCUCAUACAGAUGGUGACACAAAUCUCUUAUCUGGCCCUCUGAGUCCCAAUGAGAGUUUUCUGAGGUAUCUUACUCUACCACAAGACAAUGAGCUAGCCAUCGAUUUACGACAGACGGCGGUUGUUGUCAUGGCCCAUCUAGACCGCCUGGCGACUCCCUGCAUGCCUCCUUUGUGUAGCUCUCCAACAUCUCAUAAGGGAUCGUUGCAAGAGGUCAUAGGUUGGGGGUUAAUAGGAUGGAAAUACUAUGCCAACGUGAUUGGUCCAAUUCAGUGUGAAGGCCUUGCCAACCUGGGGGUCACGCAGAUUGCCUGCGCAGAGAAGCGCUUCCUGAUCUUAUCGCGGAAUGGCCGUGUGUACACACAGACAUAUAAUAGUGACACGUUGGCCCCACAGCUGGUCCAGGGUCUUGCCUCUAGAAACAUUGUAAAGAUUGCUGCGCAUUCUGAUGGUCACCAUUACCUGGCCUUGGCAGCCACUGGAGAGGUUUACUCCUGGGGCUGUGGGGACGGUGGAAGACUGGGCCACGGAGACACCGUGCCUCUGGAGGAGCCUAAGGUGAUCUCUGCUUUCUCCGGGAAGCAGGCAGGGAAGCAUGUUGUGCACAUCGCGUGUGGGAGCACGUACAGUGCGGCCAUCACUGCUGAGGGCGAGCUGUACACCUGGGGCCGGGGCAACUACGGCCGGCUGGGCCAUGGCUCCAGUGAAGAUGAGGCCAUUCCGAUGCUAGUAGCUGGGCUUAAAGGACUGAAGGUCAUCGACGUGGCGUGUGGUAGUGGGGAUGCUCAAACCCUGGCUGUGACUGAGAACGGUCAAGUUUGGUCUUGGGGAGAUGGCGACUAUGGGAAAUUGGGCAGAGGUGGUAGUGAUGGCUGCAAAACGCCAAAGCUGAUUGAAAAACUUCAAGACUUGGAUAUUGUCAAAGUACGCUGUGGAAGUCAGUUUUCUAUUGCAUUGACUAAAGAUGGACAAGUUUACUCUUGGGGAAAAGGUGACAAUCAGAGACUUGGGCAUGGAACAGAGGAACACGUUCGUUAUCCGAAACUAUUGGAAGGCUUGCAAGGGAAAAAAGUGAUUGAUGUUGCUGCAGGCUCCACACACUGCCUUGCUUUGACGGAGGAUAGUGAGGUCCACAGCUGGGGCAGCAAUGAUCAGUGCCAGCACUUUGACACCUUGCGGGUGACCAAACCGGAGCCUGCGGCACUGCCAGGACUGGAUACGAAGCAUAUAGUUGGGAUUGCCUGUGGGCCUGCCCAGAGUUUUGCUUGGUCGUCUUGUUCCGAGUGGUCCAUUGGCCUCCGUGUCCCUUUUGUGGUGGACAUUUGCUCAAUGACUUUUGAGCAGUUGGAUCUCCUACUGCGGCAAGUGAGUGAGGGGAUGGACGGCACUGCUGACUGGCCCCCACCCCAAGAGAAAGAGUGCAUGGCUGUGGCAACACUGAAUCUUCUGCGGCUUCAGUUGCAUGCUGCCAUUAGCCACCAGGUUGACCCAGAAUUCCUUGGUUUAGGUCUGGGCAGCGUCCUCCUGAACAGCUUGAAGCAGACCGUGGUGACACUGGCCAGCAAUGUGGGUGUCCUGUGUACCGUACAGUCAGCCGCGCAGGCAGUUCUGCAGAGUGGGUGGUCAGUGCUGUUGCCCACUGCUGAGGAACGGGCACGGGCACUCUCUGCACUCUUGCCCUGCUCAGUUUCAGGCAAUGAAGUGAACAUAAGUCCAGGCCGUCGAUUCAUGAUUGAUCUUCUGGUGGGGAGCUUGAUGGCUGACGGAGGGCUGGAAUCGGCCUUGAAUGCAGCCAUUACUGCAGAAAUCCAGUUACAGGACAUUGAAGCCAAAAAAGAAGCACAGAAGGAAAAAGAAAUUGAUGAACAGGAAGCAAAUGACUCGACUUUUCACAGAAGUAGGACUCCCUUGGAUAAAGACCUCAUUAAUACAGGGAUCUAUGAAUCUUCUGGAAAACAGUGUUUGCCUCUAGUUCAGCUCAUACAACAGCUUCUUAGAAACAUUGCUUCUCAAACUGUGGCCAGAUUGAAAGAUGUUGCUCGUCGGAUUUCAUUGUGCCUGGACUUUGAGCAGCACAGUCAUGGAAGAUCUGCUUCCUUGGAUUUGUUGCUACGUUUUCAGCGUUUACUCAUCAGUAAACUUUAUCCAGGAGAAAGUAUUGGUCAGAUCUCAGAUAUUUCUAGUCCUGAGCUAAUGGGUGUUGGUUCCUUGCUGAAAAAGUACACAGCCCUUUUGUGCACACACAUUGGAGAUAUAUUGCCUGUGGCUGCUAGCAUUGCUUCUUCCAGCUGGCGGCACUUUGCAGAGGUGGCCUGUGUUGUGGAAGGAGACUUCACUGGUGUUCUCCUUCCAGAACUAGUAGUUUCUAUAGUACUUUUGCUCAGCAAAAAUGCUGGCCUCAUGCAAGAGGCUGGAGCUAUUCCUCUGUUGGGUGGCCUGUUGGAACACCUGGAUCGGUUCAACCACAUCGCACCAGGAAAAGAAAGGGAUGAUCAUGAAGAUUUAGCCUGGCCUGGCAUAAUGGAGUCUUUUUUUACAGGUCAGAACUGUAGAAAUAAUGAGGAGGUGACACUUAUACGCAAAGCUGAUUUGGAAAACCACAAUAAAGACGGAGGCUUCUGGACAGUGAUUGAUGGGAAAGUGUAUGAUAUAAAAGACUUCCAGACACAAUCUUUAACAGGGAAUAGCAUUCUUGCUCAGUUUGCAGGAGAAGACCCUGUAAUUGCUUUGGAAGCGGCUUUGCAGUUUGAAGACACCCGGGAGUCAAUGCAUGCAUUCUGUGUUGGCCAGUAUCUGGAGCCUGACCAAGAAGUUGUUACCAUACCAGACCUGGGAAGUCUCUCCUCACCUCUUAUAGACACAGAGAGAAAUCUGGGCCUUCUCCUUGGAUUACAUGCCUCCUACUUAGCAAUGAGUACACCGCUGUCUCCUGUUGAGGUUGAAUGUGCCAAGUGGCUUCAGUCAUCCAUCUUCUCUGGGGGCCUGCAGACCAGCCAGAUCCACUACAGCUACAAUGAGGAGAAAGAUGAGGACCACUGUAGCUCUCCUGGUGGCACUCCUGCCAGCAAAUCCCGGCUCUGCCCCCACAGACGGGCACUGGGUGACCAUUCCCAGGCUUUCCUGCAAGCCAUUGCUGACAAUAACAUUCAGGACCAUAGUGUGAAGGACUUUCUGUGUCAGAUAGAAAAGUACUGCAAACAGUGCCACUUAACCACACCAAUCACGUUUCCUCCCGAGCAUCCCGUAGAAGAAGUCGGCCGCUUGCUGUUAUGUUGUCUCUUAAAGCAUGAAGAUUUAGGUCAUGUGGCAUUAUCUUCAGUUCAUGCAGGUGCUCUUGGUAUUGAGCAAGUCAAACACAGAACGUUGCCUAAAUCAGUGGUAGAUGUUUGUAGAGUUGUCUACCAAGCAAAAUGCUCAUUAAUCAAGACACAUCAAGAACAGGGCCGUUCUUAUAAGGAGGUCUGCGCCCCUGUCAUUGAACGUUUGAGAUUCCUUUUUAAUGAAUUGAGGCCUGCAGUGUGUAAUGAUCUCUCUAUAAUGUCUAAGUUUAAGCUGUUAAGUUCUCUGCCCCGGUGGAAGAGGAUAGCUCAGAAGAUAAUUCGAGAACGAAGGAAAAAGAGAGUUCCUAAAAAGCCAGAAUCUACUGAUGAUGAAGAGAAAAUUGGAAAUGAAGAGAGUGAUUUAGAAGAAACUUGUAUUUUGCCUCACAGUCCUAUAAAUGUGGACAAAAGGCCCAUUACAAUUAAAUCACCCAAGGAUAAGUGGCAGCCACUGUUGAAUACAGUGACAGGUGUUCACAAAUACAAAUGGCUGAAGCAGAAUGUUCAGGGUCUUUAUCCACAGUCUGCCCUCCUUAGUACAAUUGCUGAAUUUGCCCUUAAAGAAGAGCCAGUGGAUGUGGAAAAAAUGAGGAAGUGCUUAUUGAAACAGUUGGAGAGAGCAGAGGUUCGCUUGGAAGGGAUAGAUACAAUUUUAAAACUGGCUACCAAAAAUUUCUUACUUCCGUCAGUCCAGUAUGCUAUGUUUUGUGGAUGGCAAAGACUUAUUCCUGAGGGGAUUGAUACAGGGGAGCCCCUUACAGAUUGUUUAAAGGAUGUUGAUCUGAUCCCACCUUUUAAUCGGAUGCUGCUGGAAGUAACCUUUGGCAAACUAUAUGCUUGGGCUGUUCAGAAUAUUCGACAUGUUCUGAUGGAUGCAAAUGCCAAAUUUAAAGAGCUUGGUAUCCAGCCUGUUCCCCUGCAAACCAUUACCAAUGAGAACGCAUCAGGCCCAAGCCUGGGGACGAUCCCACAGGCUCGCUUCCUCCUGGUGAUGCUCAGCAUGCUCACCCUGCAGCACGGCGCCCACAACCUGAACCUCCUGCUCAACUCCGGCAUGCUCGCCCUCACCCAGACAGCGCUGCGGCUUGUCGGCCCUAGUUCUGACAGUGUUGAAGAAGACAUGAAUGCUUCUGCCCGGGGUGCUUCAGCUACAGUUUUGGAAGAAACAAGAAAAGAGACGACUCAUGUGCAGCUGCCUGUGUCAGGCCCAGAGCUGGCAGCCAUGAUGAAAAUUGGGACCCGGGUCAUGAGGGGUGUGGACUGGAAGUGGGGUGAUCAGGAUGGACCUCCUCCCGGCCUAGGCCGUGUGAUUGGUGAAUUGGGAGAGGAUGGAUGGAUCAGGGUUCAGUGGGACACGGGCAGCACCAACUCGUACAGAAUGGGGAAAGAAGGGAAGUAUGAUCUCAAGCUGGCUGAGCUGCCAGCAUCCACACAGCCCUCCGCAGAGGACUCGGACACAGAGGAUGACUCCGAAGCUGAACAAAUUGAAAGGAACAUCCACCCCACUUCGAUGAUGCUUACAAGUACUAUUAAUUUACUGCAAACCCUCUGCCUCUCUGCUGGAGUCCAUGCAGAGGUCAUGCAGAGUGAAGCCACCAAGACUCUGUGUGGACUGCUCCGAAUGCUGGUGGAGAGCGGGACCACGGACAAGACCUCAGCAUUACCAAACAAGCUGGUGUUUAAAGAGCAGCACCGAAGCUGGUGCACACUGGGGUUUGUGCGGAGCAUUGCUCUCACGCCGCAGAUGUGCAGCACCCUGAGCUCCCCACAGUGGAUCAGCCUCCUGAUGAAGAUUGUGGAGGGACACGCACCCUUCACUGCAGCGUCGCUGCAGAGGCAGAUCUUAGCUGUACAUUUACUGCAAGCAGUACUUCCCUCGUGGGACAAGGCUGAACGGUCACGAGACAUGAAAUGCCUUGUGGAGAAACUCUUUGGUUUCCUGGGCAGCUUGCUCACUACUUGUUCUUCAGAUAUUCCUCUGCUCAGAGAGUCCACUCUGAGGAGGAGGAGGGCCCGCCCACAGGCCUCGUUGACCGCCACGCACAGCAGCACGCUGGCAGAGGAGGUGGUGGCCCUGCUCAGGACUCUGCACUCGCUGAGCCAGUGGAACGGACUCAUAAACAAGUACAUCAACUCUCAGCUCCACUCCGUCACCCCCAGCUUUGCAGGAAAGCAGUCUGAAGGGGCCCAGUUGGAUGACUAUUUCCCUGAUUCGGAGAACCCAGAAGUGGGGGGCCUCAUGGCAGUGCUGGCUGUGAUUGGCGGGAUUGACAGCCGCCUGCGAUUGGGGGGCCAAGUCACACACGAGGAGUUUGGAGAGGGCACUGUGACUCGCAUCACCCCGAAGGGCAGGAUCACUGUGCAGUUUUCUGACAUGCGGGCGUGUCGCGUUUGUCCUCUGAACCAGCUGAAGCCGCUCCCGACUGUGGCAUUCAGUGUGACCAACCUGCCUUUUAUGGAGCCCAUGCUCUCUGUCUGGGCUCAGUUGGUGAACCUUGCCGGAAGCAAAUUAGAAAAGCACAAAGUAAAGAAAUCACCUAAACAGGCCUUUGCAGCACAAGUAGACCUGGAUCUGCUGAGAUGUCAACAAUUAAAGUUGUACAUAUUGAAAGCAGGCCGAGCAUUGCUUUCCCAUCAAGAUAAACUACGGCAAAUCUUGUCUCAACCAGCUAUUCAGGAGACUGGUACUGUUCAUACAGAUGAUGGUGCAGUUGCGUCCCCUGACCUUGGGGACAUGUCUCCUGAAGGGCCGCAGCCCCCCAUGAUCCUCUUGCAGCAGUUACUAGCAUCGGCCACCCAGCCAUCCCCAGUAAAGGCCAUAUUUGAUAAACAAGAGCUUGAGGCUGCUGCUUUGGCCGUGUGUCAAUGCUUAGCUGUGGAGUCGGCCCACCCGUCGAGCCCCAUGUUUGAAGACUGCAGCUCCAGUGAGGCCACCACGCCAGUCCCAGUGCAGCACCUUCGCCCUGUCAGGGUGAAGAAGCGCAAGCAGUCGCCUGUACCAGCUCUGCCCAUUGUGGUUCAGCUUAUGGAAAUGGGAUUUCCCAGAAGGAACAUAGAGUUUGCACUGAAAGCGCUCACUGGAGCUUCUGGGAAUGCUUCCGGGUUACCCGGUGUCGAAGCCCUUGUCGGGUGGCUCCUGGACCACUCUGAUGUCCAGAUCACGGAUCUCUCGGAUGCGGACACUGUGUCUGAUGAGUACUCAGAUGAGGAGCUGGUGGAGGACAUAGAUGAGGCUGCUUACCCUGUGUCUACUGGUGCUGUUGUAACAGAGAGCCAAACUUACAAAAAACGAGCUGAUUUCCUAAGUAAUGAUGAUUAUGCUGUGUAUGUGAGAGAAAAUAUUCAGGUUGGAAUGAUGGUUAGAUGCUGUCGAACGUAUGAAGAAGUAUGUGAGGGAGAUGUGGGCAAAGUUAUCAAACUGGACAGAGAUGGAUUACAUGACCUCAAUGUGCAGUGUGAUUGGCAACAGAAAGGAGGCACCUACUGGGUUAGAUAUAUUCACGUUGAACUUAUAGGUUAUCCACCACCAAGUUCUCCUUCUCACAUCAAGAUUGGUGAUAAAAUACGAGUCAAAACCUCAGUAACCACACCAAAAUACAAAUGGGGAUCUGUUACCCAUCAAAGUGUGGGGGUUGUGAAAGCUUUUAGUGCUAACGGAAAGGAUGUCAUUGUCGACUUUCCUCAGCAGUCUCACUGGACUGGACUGCUAUCAGAAAUGGAGUUGGUACCUAGUAUUCAUCCUGGGGUUACGUGUGACGGCUGUCAGAUGUUUCCUAUCAAUGGAUCUAGAUUCAAAUGCAGAAACUGUGAUGACUUUGAUUUUUGUGAAACCUGUUUCAAGACCAAAAAACAUAACACUAGGCAUGCAUUUGGCAGAAUAAAUGAACCAGGACAGUCUGCAGUGUUUUGUGGCCGCUCUGGGAAGCAGCUGAAGCGCUGUCACAGCAGUCAGCCUGGAACGCUGCUUGAUAGCUGGUCGCGCAUGGUGAAGAGCCUGAAUGUUUCGUCCUCGGUGAACCAGGCUGCACGCCUCAUCGACGGCAGCGAGCCCUGCUGGCAGUCGUCUGGGUCACAGGGGAAGCAUUGGAUUCGUUUGGAGAUCUUCCCAGAUGUUCUUGUUCAUAGAUUGAAAAUGAUAGUAGAUCCUGCUGACAGUAGCUAUAUGCCUUCCCUGGUUGUAGUGUCAGGUGGAAAUUCCCUAAAUAAUUUAAUUGAACUAAAGACAAUCAAUAUUAACCCGACUGACACCACAGUGCCCCUUCUGAGUGACUGCACUGAGUAUCACAGAUAUAUUGAAAUUGCAAUAAAGCAGUGCAGGAGCUCAGGAAUUGAUUGUAAAAUUCAUGGUCUCAUCAUACUGGGACGGAUUCGUGCAGAGGAAGAAGAUUUGGCUGCAGUCCCUUUCCUAGCUUCAGAUAAUGAGGAGGAAGAUGAUGAUAAAGGCAAUAGUGGAAGCCUUAUUAGGAAGAAGGCUUCAGGGCUGGAAUCAGCUGCUACAAUAAGAACCAAGGUGUUUGUGUGGGGCCUGAAUGACAAGGACCAGCUGGGCGGCCUGAAAGGCUCUAAGAUAAAGGUUCCUUCAUUCUCUGAGACCUUAUCUGCUUUGAAUGUAGUACAGGUGGCUGGUGGUUCUAAAAGUUUGUUUGCAGUGACUGUGGAAGGGAAAGUAUAUGCAUGUGGAGAAGCCACCAAUGGACGGCUGGGGCUGGGCAUCUCCAGUGGGACAGUACCCAUCCCUCGACAGAUCACGGCCCUAAGCAACUACGUGGUUAAAAAGGUGGCUGUUCAUUCAGGUGGUCGGCAUGCUACAGCUCUGACUGUUGAUGGAAAAGUGUUUUCGUGGGGUGAAGGUGAUGAUGGAAAACUUGGACACUUCAGCAGGAUGAACUGUGACAAGCCAAGGCUGAUAGAGGCCCUGAAAACCAAGCGUAUACGCGACAUUGCCUGUGGGAGCUCUCACAGUGCCGCCAUCACUUCCAGUGGUGAACUGUACACUUGGGGCCUUGGAGAGUAUGGCCGGUUGGGACAUGGGGAUAAUACAACACAGCUGAAGCCCAAAAUGGUGAAAGUCCUUCUUGGUCACAGAGUAAUCCAGGUUGCAUGUGGAAGUAGAGAUGCACAGACUCUGGCUCUGACUGAUGAAGGUUUGGUAUUUUCCUGGGGUGAUGGUGACUUCGGAAAACUGGGCCGAGGAGGAAGUGAAGGCUGCAACAUUCCCCAGAACAUUGAAAGACUAAAUGGACAGGGUGUUUGCCAGAUUGAGUGUGGUGCUCAGUUUUCCUUGGCUCUUACAAAGUCAGGAGUGGUGUGGACAUGGGGGAAGGGGGAUUACUUCAGGCUGGGCCAUGGCUCAGAUGUACAUGUGCGGAAGCCACAGGUGGUGGAAGGACUGCGGGGGAAGAGGAUUGUGCACGUAGCCGUGGGGGCCCUGCAUUGCCUGGCUGUCACUGACGCGGGUCAGGUAUAUGCCUGGGGUGACAAUGAUCAUGGUCAGCAGGGCAAUGGCACGACCACAGUUAACAGAAAGCCCACACUCGUACAAGGCCUAGAAGGCCAGAAAAUCACACGAGUGGCUUGCGGGUCAUCUCACAGUGUGGCAUGGACAACCGUCGACGUAGCAACACCGUCCGUCCACGAGCCAGUUCUCUUCCAAACUGCAAGAGACCCUUUAGGUGCUUCCUAUUUAGGCGUGCCUUCAGAUGCAGAUUCUUCUGCUGCCAGUAAUAAAAUCAGUGGUGCAAAUCUAUCUAAGCCAAAUCGCCCUUCUCUUGCCAAGAUUCUCUUGUCAUUGGAUGGAAAUCUGGCCAAACAGCAGGCCUUAUCUCAUAUACUUACAGCAUUGCAAAUCAUGUAUGCCAGAGAUGCAGUGGUUGGAGCCUUGAUGCCAGCCGGCAUGAUAGCUCUGGGCGAGUGCCCUCCACUCUCCUCUCCAGCAUCCUCUGCUGACAUGCCAGCCAUGGCCAGUCCAGUGAAUGCAGAAGAGUGCGUUCUGGCUUUCGAUCUUGAGGACAGGCUGAGUCCAAAUCCAUGGCAAGAAAAGAGAGGAGAGAUGAUGUCUUCUGAAGAUGCCGUGACUCCCUCUGCAGUAACCCCCUCUGCUGCUUCAGCUUCCUCUCGGCCGUUUAUCCCUGUGACAGAUGACCCAGGAGCUGCCAGCAUCAUUGCAGAAACCAUGACCAAAACCAAAGAAGAUGUUGAAAACCAAAAUAAAGCAUCAGGCCCUGAACCUCAGUAUUUGGAUGAAUUCACCAGUCUGUUGAUCGCAGACGACACUCGAGUCGUGGUGGACCUGCUCAAGCUGUCUGUCUGCAGCCGGGCCGGGGACAAGGGCAAGGACGUCCUCUCUGCUGUGCUGUCUGGGAUGGGCACUGCCUACCCACAGGUGGCAGAUAUGCUGUUGGAGCUCUGUGUCACCGAGUUGGAGGAUGUAGCAACAGACUCACAGAGUGGCCGUCUCUCCUCGCAGCCAGUGGUGGUGGAGAGCAGCCACCCCUAUACUGAUGACACUUCUACCAGUGGCACAGUAAAAAUCCCAGGUGCAGAAGGACUCAGGGUGGAAUUUGAUCGACAGUGCUCCACAGAACGGCGCCAUGACCCCCUUACAGUCAUGGAUGGGGUCAACAGGAUUGUCUCAGUGCGAUCAGGCCGUGAAUGGUCCGACUGGUCCAGUGAGCUCCGCAUCCCGGGCGACGAGCUCAAGUGGAAGUUCAUCAGUGACGGGUCUGUGAAUGGGUGGGGCUGGCGCUUCACUGUCUACCCUAUCAUGCCGGCCGCAGGCCCUAAAGACCUCCUCUCCGAUCGCUGCAUCCUGUCCUGCCCGUCCAUGGACCUGGUGACAUGUCUGUUAGAUUUCCGACUCAACCUUGCCUCUAACAGGAGCAUCGUCCCCCGCCUCGCGGCCUCUCUUGCAGCGUGUGCACAGCUGAGUGCCUUAGCUGCCAGUCACAGAAUGUGGGCCCUUCAAAGACUGAGGAAGCUGCUUACGACUGAAUUUGGGCAAUCAAUUAACAUAAAUAGAUUACUUGGAGAUAAUGAUGGAGAAACAAGAGCAUUGAGUUUUACAGGCAGUGCUCUUGCAGCUUUGGUGAAAGGCCUUCCGGAAGCUUUGCAAAGGCAGUUUGAAUAUGAAGAUCCUAUUGUGAGAGGUGGCAAACAGCUACUCCACAGCCCAUUCUUUAAGGUACUAGUAGCUCUUGCAUGUGACCUAGAACUUGAUACUCUCUCUUGCUGUGCUGAGACACACAAGUGGGCUUGGUUCAGAAGGUACUGCGUGGCCUCCCGAGUUGCUGUGGCCUUGGACAAAAGAACACCGUUGCCCCGUCUGUUUCUUGAUGAGGUGGCUAAGAAAAUUCGCGAAUUAAUGGCAGACAGUGAAAACAUGGAUGUUCUCCAUGAGAGCCAUGACAUUUUUAAAAGAGAGCAAGAUGAACAACUUGUGCAGUGGCUGAACAGGCGACCAGAUGACUGGACUCUUUCUGCUGGUGGCAGUGGAACAAUUUAUGGAUGGGGACAUAAUCAUAGGGGGCAACUUGGGGGCAUUGAAGGUGCAAAAGUUAAAGUUCCAACUCCAUGUGAAGCUCUUGCAACUCUCAGACCAGUGCAAUUAAUUGGGGGAGAACAGACUCUCUUUGCUGUGACAGCUGAUGGAAAGCUAUAUGCCACUGGGUAUGGGGCAGGAGGAAGACUAGGAAUUGGAGGAACGGAAUCCGUAUCUACUCCAACAUUACUUGAAUCCAUUCAGCAUGUGUUUAUUAAGAAAGUAGCUGUGAACUCAGGAGGAAAACACUGUCUUGCCCUUUCUUCAGAAGGAGAAGUUUACUCUUGGGGUGAGGCAGAAGAUGGAAAGUUGGGGCAUGGCAACAGAAGUCCUUGUGACCGCCCUCGUGUGAUUGAGUCUUUGAGGGGGAUUGAAGUGGUUGACAUUGCUGCUGGUGGAGCCCACAGUGCUUGUGUCACGGCGGCUGGGGACCUCUACACAUGGGGCAAAGGCCGGUACGGUCGCCUGGGGCACAGUGACAGUGAGGAUCAGCUAAAGCCAAAGCUGGUGGAGGCCCUGCAAGGGCACCGCGUGGUGGACAUUGCCUGUGGCAGUGGUGACGCCCAGACCCUCUGCCUCACCGACGGUGACACUGUCUGGUCCUGGGGAGAUGGGGACUAUGGCAAGCUUGGCAGAGGAGGCAGCGACGGCUGUAAGGUGCCGAUGAAGAUUGACUCCCUUACAGGCCUCGGAGUGGUGAAGGUAGAGUGUGGAUCCCAGUUUUCUGUUGCACUGACCAAAUCUGGAGCUGUUUAUACUUGGGGCAAAGGUGAUUAUCACAGGCUGGGACAUGGAUCCGAUGACCAUGUGAGAAGACCUCGGCAAGUCCAAGGACUGCAGGGAAAGAAAGUCAUUGCAGUUGCCACUGGCUCUUUACACUGUGUGUGCUGCACAGAGGACGGUGAAGUUUACACGUGGGGUGACAAUGAUGAGGGACAGCUUGGAGAUGGAACAACAAACGCCAUCCAGAGGCCUCGGCUGGUUGCUGCCCUUCAGGGUAAGAAGGUCAACCGUGUAGCCUGCGGCUCAGCGCAUACCCUCGCCUGGUCAACCAGCAAGCCUGCCAGCACCGGGAAACUACCUGCUCAGGUCCCCAUGGAGUACAAUCACCUGCAGGAAAUUCCAAUAAUCGCACUGCGGAAUCGACUGCUGCUGCUGCAUCACAUCUCAGAGCUCUUCUGUCCCUGCAUCCCCAUGUUUGACCUGGAGGGCUAUCUUGAUGAAACUGGACUCGGACCUUCCGUGGGCUUCGACACACUACGAGGAAUCCUGAUAUCGCAGGGAAAGGAGGCAGCUUUCCGAAAAGUAGUACAAGCCACUAUGGUGCGAGAUCGUCAACACGGUCCUGUCGUAGAGCUGAACCGGAUCCAGGUAAAACGUUCAAGGAGUAAAGGCGGGCUGGCUGGCCCUGAUGGCACAAAGUCUGUCUUUGGGCAGAUGUGCGCUAAAAUGAGCUCGUUUAGUGCAGACAGCCUCCUCCUCCCCCACCGCGUCUGGAAAGUGAAGUUUGUAGGUGAAUCUGUGGACGACUGUGGUGGUGGCUACAGUGAGUCCAUAGCAGAGAUCUGUGAAGAGCUUCAGAACGGGCUCACUCCUCUGCUAAUUGUGACACCCAACGGGAGGGAUGAGUCGGGGGCCAACCGCGACUGCUACCUGUUCAACCCAGCCGCCAGGGCGCCAGUGCACACCAACAUGUUCCGCUUCCUGGGCGUGUUGCUGGGCAUUGCCAUCCGAACCGGGAGCCCACUGAGCCUCAACCUUGCUGAGCCUGUGUGGAAGCAGCUGGCUGGGAUGAGCCUCACCAUCGCUGACCUCAGUGAGGUCGAUAAGGAUUUUAUCCCUGGGCUCAUGUACAUCCGCGACAACGAGGCUGCUGCAGAGGAGUUCGAGGCCAUGGGGUUGCCCUUCACGGUGCCAAGUGCGGGCGGCCAGGAUGUGCAGCUGAGUGCCAAGCACGCCCACAUCACACUGGACAACCGGGCGGAGUAUGUCCGCCUGGCAAUCAACUAUAGACUCCAUGAAUUCGAUGAGCAGGUGGCUGCAGUUCGGGAAGGAAUGGCCAGAGUCGUGCCUGUCCCCCUCCUUUCCCUGUUUACUGGAUACGAACUGGAAACCAUGGUAUGUGGCAGCCCAGAUAUCCUCUGCAUCUCUUAAAUCGGUGCAACAUAUAAGGGGAUCGAGCCUUCGGCACCCCUGAUGCAGUGGUUCUGGGAGGUGAUGGAGUCCUUCUCCAACACAGAGCGCUCCCUCUUCCUCCGCUUCGUGUGGGGCCGGACCAGGCUCCCCAGGACCAUCGCCGACUUCCGGGGCAGAGAUUUUGUGGUCCAGGUUCUGGAUAAAUACAACCCUCCUGACCACUUCCUUCCUGAAUCGUACACAUGUUUCUUUUUGCUGAAGUUGCCCAGGUAUUCCUGUAAACAGGUGUUAGAGGAAAAACUGAAAUAUGCCAUCCACUUUUGCAAAUCAAUAGACACAGAUGAUUAUGCUCGCAUAGCCCUCACAGGAGAGCCGGCAGCCGACGACAGCAGCGAUGACUCUGACAAUGAAGACGCAGACUCCUUUGCUUCAGAUUCUACACAGGACUACCUAACUGGACACUGAGUGGGGGAUACACUCUCUUGAAGCAGCAGGAGGCUUAGACCAAGGAGGCAAAGUGCUAUUGCUUAGAUAAUGGAAUAUCUGAUGAGUGAAACCAGAAUUAUUCGUCUUCUAAAUGUAUGGGUGGAGGGGGAGGCGGAGAGACUGAUUGUUCAUGAUUGGAAUAAUGAAUGGAAUGAUGAUCAGAAAAAUCAGCUUUGUGCAAAUGGAACACUAUAUGGACACUUAACAUUUAUUUUUGAGAUGUGAAAGGGUCCUGUCACCCCAUAAAAUGCUGCAUUACAUGUAGAACUUUUGUGUUUACUAAAGUGUGUAAAUAUUUAUAUAAAUAACUGAAUUGCAGCUUUCCAAGAAUGAAUAAAGCCUUUUUACUUGUGGGUGCCAUAGA
Molecule: messenger RNA, 15046 nt
Organism: Choloepus didactylus (southern two-toed sloth)
Lineage: Eukaryota; Metazoa; Chordata; Mammalia; Pilosa; Megalonychidae
Gene: HERC2
Product: HECT and RLD domain containing E3 ubiquitin protein ligase 2
Exons: 93
Coding region: 142-14214 (4690 amino acids)
Biological process (GO): protein ubiquitination
Molecular function (GO): zinc ion binding; ubiquitin-protein transferase activity
Source: RefSeq, a predicted model, not a curated record